GAACAGGAAGUAGGAAGUUUGGAUAAAUGCGAGGAUUCAAAAGGAUUUCCGGUUGAAGAUGGAGACGGACAAUGUAGAGGCGACGAUCAAAGAAGCCAUGGAUGAUUCAUGGCGACAAUCCGUAACAGCAUUAAUAGUCAGGAAGAAUACAACUCACUUCAAACAGCUCCUGCAAGAAGAAAUGGAGAAUUUGAUUUUUCCAAACAUGCUGAGGAAUCUACAAAGAAGCAUGUUGGCAAGCGAUGUAUACUUCAAACUUCACGAACUAGCGCAACUCGGUGACCUUAAUUACGAUAUCGUCCAGUCUUUCAGAGAUACCGUGUAUGGGGUUGAAGACAAAGGGGUUGACAUCGAACCAAGGAAUUCAACAUUACUUGACCUUCAGUUUCUGAUACUCUCAAAAGAAUCUCCAAUUGGACAGUUACUCGACAUAACAUCUGCAAAUAAUGACGCGAGUAUGAAAGACGUCCCGAAUGCCACUGAUAUUGCGCAAAAGGAUCCCCAAGAAGAAAUAAAAGGAUGUGAUGAUAUCAAGGAUAAAACAGUAUCAGCUGAAACAAAACAGCAGUUACUUGCACAGGCAAUGGGACAAUUAAAUACAAUAGAUGACACAUUUCAAAGCUCACGUGAGCAAAGACCCGAAAUUCUAGAGGAAAUAGCCUCGAAAGAAAAAAUGUGGCAUCCAAGAGAAGAUAUGACGACUGCCUUGACAACUGAUCUUUUCAUGACAAAGGCGAAAUUAUUAGUGUCUUAUAGAAGAACAACAAAACUGGUGACGGCGUUGAUCCAACAGGCGAAGAAAAAGGAAAAAAACACAUGGGCUCCAGUGUGA
Owenia fusiformis is the source of this 832-nucleotide messenger RNA. NCBI's taxonomy places the organism in Eukaryota, Metazoa, Annelida, Polychaeta, Sabellida, Oweniidae. The record is from the annotation of a GenBank genome assembly.